Molecule: messenger RNA, 1506 nt
Organism: Pleurotus ostreatus (oyster mushroom)
Lineage: Eukaryota; Fungi; Basidiomycota; Agaricomycetes; Agaricales; Pleurotaceae
Exons: 7
Coding region: 1-1506 (501 amino acids)
Molecular function (GO): GTP binding
Source: RefSeq, a predicted model, not a curated record
AUGCGCCCCAUUUCCAAGGACGACAUAAUCAUUGCCGUUAUGGGCCCGACUGGAGCAGGGAAAAGUUCAUUCAUCAAUACAGCCACCAAUUCCUCAGAGGCCACGGUAGGCCACAAUCUAGAGUCAUGCACGCAGGAAGUGCGUGCUAUCAGCUGUCCUCAUCCCAAGUCCGGUCGCAACGUGGUUCUUGUUGAUACACCCGGCUUUGACGAUACGGUUCGAACCGACACUGAUAUCCUGUCAGCAAUUGCUGACUGGCUUUCAACUACCUAUAGGGACAAAAUAACGUUGUCCGGGAUCCUCUAUCUUCAUCGCAUAUCUGAUAACAGGAUGGCGGGUACGCCGAUCAAGAAUUUGAACAUGUUUAAGCAACUUUGUGGCCAGGAUGCCCUGGAUAACGUCAUCCUCAUGACGACCAUGUGGACCGAGGUUGCGGAGGGUGUUGGGGAGAGUCGAGAGUCAGAGCUUCGAAGGAACUACUGGAAGCCGAUGAUAGUCGGGGGUUCGAGCACCACUAGGUUCGAUGGCACCCAUCUGCGGGCUUGGGAGAUCAUUGACGCCCUUGGCACUGGACCCAAGCCUCUACUUAUCCAGACAGAAAUGGUCGACGAAGGGAAGACGCUGCCGGAGACAUCUGCCGGGGCCGUCCUCCUUCGAUGGCUCAGCGAGUUCAUCCGAGAAAUCCGAGAUCUUAUUCGUCGCAUCGACGCGCAACUACGUGGUAUUCCGAAAGAAGAUAUACAAUCCGUAAAUACUAAGCAGGAGGAGAAGAAUGCUUUGGUGUGCCAGCUUAACGAGGCAUCGACAAAGCAGGCCAAUCUCGAGAGUAAUAGACGUCGCGGGUUAAGGCGUCGCUUCUCUAUGGCCAUGCAUACGAUACGAAGUCCGUCUCCUGCCGGCCCUACUCCACGAUCUACAAUACUCGAUGCAAGGUUUUCGAACGCCCAAGAAGACGAAAGUAACGUGUGGCUUCCCGUAGUUUUAGCUGCCCUAAGGCAUGCCAGGGAUAUCGCAGAAAUCCCCCCAGUACCAUUCUUGAAGGGUGCCUGUCGCAUCGCAUUCACUAUCGCUGAAGCUGUAAAUUCUCUAAAGAACCACGGAAAUGCUUUCCAAGCCAUUUUACAGAAUUCAUCAGAGCUUCUGUCCACAAUCGUCAAGCAAGCUGCGGCAGGAGAGCUCCCAGGGGACGCAAAAGAUACCGUCGAGAAGCUUACUAGGCAGGAGAGGAUCCAGCCGAUAGUCCACAAGGCCCUCAUGCGUAGUUCAGUGCAGCGCUAUUUCUUAGAUGUCGCCGAAGAACAGUUACUCAAGGAGUGUGAGCAGCGUAUACUACAGGCGUAUAGAUUGUUCCAAGUACGAUCUAUGGUAAACCUCCAGCAAGCCGUUGCACGAAUUGAGGCACAGCUCGCCGUGGUUGCCUUCGAGCCUGCUUUCAAGGCCAUCUCUCCGGCGUCUCACAUUCACCGGUGCUGCUCGCCAGAACCAAUAUCAUCCGCGAACGAGUAA